AAGUAUUGGCAAAUUAAUCUGACAAAGUUGAUAGUCGGAGAAUUCCAGCUUCUGCUUUUUUUUAGAUUUAUUAAAACGACAUCGCGAUUUUUUCAGAUAAAGAAAUUACCAUUAACCAACGUAAACCAAUCACAACUUUUAAAAAUUCAUCAAGUUGCCAUCUGCAAAUUUAUUUUAAAUUUUCAAUAUUUGCUCCAUUGAUUUAUAAGUAGUAGAUCAGCUUUAGAGUUCCUUUAGAAAAACUGCUUCUUGCACUUGAAGGAGUCAAAUAUAGUUUGAUCAAUCUUCACGUCUUUGAGUUCAAUCGAUAGAUACACUUAAUGAAUAAGGUCGCUACCUAUAUAUACCCAAAGGAUUAACUUAUUUCGUUAUUUGCUGCAACAGUCGUUAUAGCUGCACAAAGAACAUCAAAAUCGGUCGUCAUUUAUUAAGAGAUUUGAAACAAGAUUUGCUCUCCUUUUGUGGCUUAUUUGACGCUAACUUUAGAAAUUUCUAUUCAAACUUCAUUCACUCGAUAAAAGUUACUUUGAGUUAAUUGAAAUGUUAUUGAGUUUUUUUCUUUUCACGUGUUUGUUUUUCACGUUCACACUUCGUUUGUGUCGCAGUUCAAUGACUGGAACUUAUUUGUACGAAUACCAGGAAAACCUUCUCUGGACGGCGGAGAAAAAUACUCCGGCACUUCGGCUGCUUCGGGACCUCACUCGGAAUUACAACCCAAAUGUGAGGCCAGUUCUGAAUGACAGUGAUACUACGGUAGUCGAACACCUGUAUAUAUUGCAUCAGAUUGUGUAUCUGGAUUCAAAAGAGCAGCGGCUGAAGGCUCUCUACUUUGAAGUGUGGAAAUGGGAGGACCAGUUUCUCCAGUGGGAUCCGCAGGACUACGGAGGAAUCCAAGAGGUCACCCUCAGUCGGGAACAGGUGUGGAUGCCGGAUAUUGUGGUGUACAAUGAACUGGGCGACAACUACAACUAUUUCAUGAAGGAGAACCUCAUACCUGUCAAUAUUAACUACAAUGGAGAAGUGAAAUGUGAGACGCCCCUGAUGUUGGAGACCAUCUGCAUGUUAGACAUCAGUGACUUCCCCUAUGACAGACAAGACUGCAAGGUCAAAGUGGGUUCAUGGAGUCAACCGGUCAACAAGAUCACAAUCCUCCCCACCAACCGAAGCGAGGAUGGAAACGGAAUUGACCUUUCAAAGUAUUUGGAAAAUUCAGAGUGGAAGCUACUGGAAACCUACUCUGUGAAUGACAACAACAUGACCUACCCCGGCGCACCAAUGCCUUUUUCAGAGCUGGAGUACACGUUAGUGUUGGAGAGACGGAAACCCUUCUACGAACAGAACAUGAUACUGCCCACUGUCUUGACUUCAUCCAUGUCAAUUCUAGUGUUUCUUCUGCCCCCCGAAAGCGGGGAGAAAAUCUCGCUCGCAAUCACCAUCUUCCUCGCUCUAUCUUUAAACAUGCUCGUCAUUUCGGACCACAUUCCUGUAAACUCCCUUCAAAUUCCAGUUGUCAGCAAAUAUUGUUUAUUUUCUCUGGGUACUAUAACAGUAUCGCUCUGGAUGUCGAUAAUUGUGAUUAAUAUCCACGGGUACAGAACCCUAAGUAAUACACACUACAUUACCCAUCCGCCUCAAAUCCUCGUCAAACUGAGCCGAAAGUUGUGGCCUUAUAUAAGUAUCAGAAACACACCAGUAACCAUGCGUAAAAAAUCCAGUAAAAAGAAUGAAUCAUCGUAUGCGAAUGGCCCGACGUGCUUUCGAAUGAGAGAGUGGAAAAACAAGGGAGACUCGACAAAGAAACCGGCAACAAUUUACCAAAAUGGUGUAGUUGAAUUAUCUACAGAUCCUAUGUACGAGAGACAUGCUCAACUAGAAAACAACGGAUCGAUUCCCUCCCAGUGCUUAUACAGCCGAAUAGACGAGGAUUGUCUCAAAGCCGAAAGCCAAUGCACACUCUCUGCGAAUACUCGUUCGAUUUACCGCACAAACCCCAAUCUGAAUAACAUCAGUAACAAUCACUUGCAGAACACUUAUAAUUUCAACAGUAAUCACUUGCAGAACACCACUAUGACCUCAAACAUAAAAGGUCAAGGGCAGUGUUGCUCAGUACACUGUUCCAUUCUUGAGACCUUAAUUCUGAAUCUUACAAAUUUAAGCGAGACCAUAGUAAAAGGUUUACCCUCGGAACAUUCUGAUGCAGGGAGUAAUAAUCAGGAGGCGGACCUAAUAGUUCAGGAGUGGACGCUGAUGGCGAGUGUUUUGGAUCGUCUUCUGGCUAUUUUUUACCUGGUCGCCAAUGGUUUUGUGACUGUAUACUGUUUUUACCCAUAUUAUCCUUAA
Symsagittifera roscoffensis is the source of this 2340-nucleotide messenger RNA. RefSeq names its product acetylcholine receptor subunit beta-like 2. Bases 541 to 2340 code for a protein of 599 amino acids. Gene Ontology annotation, cellular component: synapse; plasma membrane; neuron projection. Gene Ontology annotation, biological process: signal transduction; monoatomic ion transmembrane transport; nervous system process. Lineage: Eukaryota; Metazoa; Xenacoelomorpha; Acoela; Convolutidae. The record is from RefSeq and is a predicted model, not a curated record. Gene Ontology annotation, molecular function: transmembrane signaling receptor activity; excitatory extracellular ligand-gated monoatomic ion channel activity; transmitter-gated monoatomic ion channel activity involved in regulation of postsynaptic membrane potential. The transcript is spliced from 6 exons.